Molecule: messenger RNA, 387 nt
Organism: Sclerotinia borealis F-4128
Lineage: Eukaryota; Fungi; Ascomycota; Leotiomycetes; Helotiales; Sclerotiniaceae
Source: the annotation of a GenBank genome assembly
AUGGUGCUAAUUAUCUCGAUAGAGGUUGGUCAGCGCCGUCAAGAUCUCAAGAACUUUCAAACCGCUGGAUCCUCUUCGCCGCAACUGUUUCAACAAGUGACGAAUACCAUAGGAAGAACCUUCAUCUCACGUACGAAAGAAUUCCGCACUUUCCCUUCCGAGAAAACUGAACGUUAUCAAAGAAUCAAGAUGAUAAUGGUUCCGCGUACGAGCGCGAAGCAGCCUGCAGGCAUGCAGAUGCAAGGUGGUGUUGUGCCCGGUGCUUUUGGGGGUACUCCGGGGGAAAUAGGGGGAGGGGACUCCUCAGCCCAUGAACCAGUUACCCCGGGGGAUGGGGGGAAAUAUGGUGGCAUGCCACGGGAUAUUACGGCACUCCUCAGCCCAUGA